AUGAAGAAUAGUUUAGUUGUUGGAUGUGGAGGAACAGGGAGUGAAAUUAUUAAAUUAUUAAAGUUAAUGAAUGUUAAUAUUACUUGUAUUGAUUAUGAUAAAGUAGAAUUAACUAAUUUAAAUAGACAGUUUUAUUUCAUUAAAAGUGACUGUAAUAAAUAUAAAGCUGAAAUUGUUGCUAAAAAAAUUGGUUGUAAUUAUCGUAACGUGAAUUUAAUGGAUAUAAAAAUUGAUUAUUUAAACCAAUUUGAUGUUAUUUUUAGUUGUUUAGAUUCAAUUGGAGCAAGAAUGGAAUUAAAUUACAGGUUUAAACAAUCAAAAUGUAAAAAACUAAUUGAUCUUGGUGUGGAGAAUUUAACUUCUCAUAUAAAAAUAAUAACAGAUGAUAAAGCAUGUCUCUACUGUAUGAAAGAUAUUUUCAACAUAAAUGAACCUUAUAAUUCCUGUACUUUUAUGAAUAUAAAAACAAAAAUAGAGAAAUUUAAUAGAGAAAAAUAUUUAAUAUCAUUAAUUGCUUUAAAAGGAAAUGAUUUUAAAAAAAUAGUAAAAGAAUUCAAUAACAAAGUAAGUGAUGAAAAACUAAAAACAAAUUUACUAGAAGUUGAAACAAUUUUUCAUAAUAUCACCCCAAAUAUCUCAACAAUAAAUAGUAUAACAGCAUCACUUGCUAUUCAUUUAAGCUUAAAUGAAGAUAAAAAUGAUCUGAUUACUUUUUGGGGUAAAACUUUUACAAUUUACAAAACAUAUUUAAAUAAAGAUGAAGAUUGUUUUGUGUGUUUAAAUAAAACUGAUUGA
Molecule: messenger RNA, 795 nt
Organism: Hepatospora eriocheir
Lineage: Eukaryota; Fungi; Microsporidia; Hepatosporidae
Source: the annotation of a GenBank genome assembly